CGGAAGCUGAGCACUGGGGGCCCAGGAGGUUGUAGAGCCAAGAGCAGCGGGAGGCAGGAUCGUUACAACCUGGCUUGCCAUGAAUUCUGGACGCCAGCGCCGGACACCCUUCAGCAUCGCAGACAUCCUAGGCCCGAGCAUGAUUCCCCGAGCACCUUCUGCGCCACAGCUUCCCGAAGCCAGCCCUGAUCCCGCGUCGCCACUAUGUGCGCUGGAGGAGCUGACAAGUAAAACAUUCCUGGGCCGUGACCCGCGGGCUCUGCAGCCUUCUGAAGGCAGAGUCACCCCAGAGGCGCCGCCGGGUUCUGGCGCUGGUGUCCGGAGACGCCGCAAGUCGCGUACAGCGUUCACUGCACAGCAGGUGCUGGAGCUGGAGCGGCGAUUCGUCUUCCAGAAGUACUUGGCACCGUCAGAGCGCGACGGACUGGCUGCGCGACUGGGCCUGGCCAAUGCCCAAGUGGUCACUUGGUUCCAGAACCGUCGCGCCAAGCUCAGGCGGGAUGUGGAGGAGAUGCGCGCCGACGUGGCCUCUCUAUGCGCGUUGUCCCCGGGAGUCCUGUACCACCUGACACUGCCAGACAGCGCUUCAAGCCCUGACCCUGACCCUACAGGACCUGAUUCUGAGCCCCAUUUAUCAGAUGAAGAGAUACAGGUGGACGACUGAAAGAAAAGCCCCUGCCAGCCCUGGAUUCCAGGACCCCGGACUCUUCACCUCUGCUGGGGCCUUGUCUGGGUUCCCGGGUGGAGGGGAGAGACCCACUUAGACCUGUUAUGUCCUUCAGUUCACACUCCUACUUUUUUUUUUUACUCAUUGAGAAUAAAACCGCUGCUCUGCAGCAAGGUGCCUCAAUCCUGGAUGUCCGCAGCCCAAACCAACGCAGUCUCCUACUCACUGAGAAAUUGGUUUUGCUGCCUUGCGGUUUUAAAACGUGGUGCUUCUUUUAGCUCUGGUAACAACCCUAAAAGGCAGGUGCCUGGCUCUGCUCAUCUUCCAAAAGAAUCUUGAGGUCAGGAUUCGGACUCGGGCAUCAGCUACCCUUCAGAGAUCCGACUGUCUCUCCUCUCCGGAGACACUGGGUGGAGAGGAAGUGGGCAGGACUCUAGCGGUGGCUUCCGGUCACCACCCUCUACCCCCUUCUGGCCACCUUUGUUCCCAAGACUGCAGACUUGGAGACCUCAACAGGAAACUUUAGGUUGUCCCCUAUGUGAUAACGGGUUUCUUUCCUUUCUUUUCCCUCUUUUUUCUUUUGAGAGACAGGGUUUCUCUGUGUAGUUUUGGAGCCUGUCCUGGAGCUCACUCGACC
Molecule: messenger RNA, 1304 nt
Organism: Myodes glareolus (Bank vole)
Lineage: Eukaryota; Metazoa; Chordata; Mammalia; Rodentia; Cricetidae
Gene: Lbx2
Product: ladybird homeobox 2
Biological process (GO): regulation of transcription by RNA polymerase II
Cellular component (GO): nucleus
Molecular function (GO): DNA-binding transcription factor activity, RNA polymerase II-specific; sequence-specific double-stranded DNA binding
Source: RefSeq, a predicted model, not a curated record